GGCCCUCCCCUCCCCUUCUCGACCGAUAUCCUUUCAGACGGGGCACGAGCUCGUGGGUUUCCUUCUUCUUUACCGCAGGCAGCGGGCGGGAAAAAGUGUGAGAAAGAGACAGCGAGCGACGGAGAUGAGGGAGAGAGGAAAGGGGGAGCAACCCACGGUGGACGAGCGGUACUCCCAGUGGAAGACCCUCAUCCCCGUCCUCUACGACUGGCUCGCUAACCACAACCUCGUCUGGCCCUCCCUCUCCUGCCGGUGGGGUCCGCAGCUCGAGCAAGCAACAUACAAGAAUCGUCAACGUCUAUAUCUUUCUGAGCAGACUGAUGGCAGUGUUCCCAAUACUCUUGUCAUAGCAAAUUGUGAAGUUGUCAAACCAAGGGUUGCGGCUGCAGAGCAUAUUUCCCAGUUUAAUGAAGAAGCACGUUCUCCCUUUGUUAAAAAGUUCAAAACUAUCAUUCAUCCUGGGGAGGUUAACAGAAUCAGAGAGCUUCCUCAGAACAGUAAGAUAGUGGCAACACAUACUGACAGCCCUGAUGUACUUAUCUGGGAUGUUGAGGUGCAGCCUAAUCGUCAUGCUGUUUUAGGCGCUGCUGACUCUCGUCCAGAUUUGAUAUUGACAGGACAUCAAGAAAAUGCAGAAUUUGCGCUUUCUAUGUGUCCUUCAGAUCCUUUUGUACUGUCUGGAGGGAAGGACAAAUUGGUUGUUCUGUGGAGCAUUCAAGAUCAUAUCUCCACGUUAGCAGAGUCAUCAGCUGCUAAAUCUCCUGCAACACCUGCAAGCUCAAGUGGGAAGCAGACUGCAAAAGCUGGUAAUGAGAAAAGCUCAGACAGUCCUACAGUUGGGCCACGAGGUGUAUAUCGAGGGCAUGAGGAUACUGUUGAAGAUGUGCAAUUCUGUCCUUCUAGUGCACAGGAAUUCUGUAGUGUUGGUGAUGAUUCUUGCCUCAUUCUUUGGGAUGCCCGAGCUGGUACUGGCCCAGCGAUCAAGAUUGAAAAGGCUCACAAUGCUGAUCUUCACUGUGUUGAUUGGAACCCACAUGAUGAAAAUCUUAUUUUAACCGGAUCUGCCGAUAAUUCUGUUCGUAUGUUUGAUCGCCGGAACCUAACUUCUGGAGGUGUUGGAACACCAGUAUAUAAAUUUGAAGGUCACAAAGCUGCUGUUCUUUGUGUGCAGUGGUCUCCUGACAAGGCAUCAGUUUUUGGAAGUGCUGCAGAGGACGGCUUGCUCAAUGUUUGGGAUUAUGAGAAGGUUGGCAAGAAGAAGGAACGUGUUGGAACAAAGAUGCCCAAUUCGCCUCCUGGUUUAUUCUUUCAACAUGCAGGGCACAGAGAUAAAGUCGUAGAUUUCCAUUGGAACUCAUCUGACCCAUGGACAAUUGUUAGUGUCUCUGAUGAUGGUGAGAGUACUGGUGGUGGUGGUACCUUACAGAUAUGGCGCAUGAGUGACUUGAUAUACAGGCCAGAAGAGGAGGUUCUGGCUGAGCUGGAAAAGUUCAAAUCCCACAUUCUGACAUGUACACCUAAUUCGUAAAUCUUCAGAUAUUGCUAAGUGAUAAACAGUAGGAUUUGCUGGAGCUGUUAAAUUUGAAAGAGUGCCUGUUUGUUUAGAGGUUGAUGAGCUUUUAUUCCGGAAACUUUGUAGGAUAAUUGGGAUAUUACGAGUGAUGUCGUUACUUCUGCUACUUAAAUACCAAUCUUCUGGUGACUAAAAUUUCUGGAUUGA
Elaeis guineensis (African oil palm) is the source of this 1720-nucleotide messenger RNA. NCBI's taxonomy places the organism in Eukaryota, Viridiplantae, Streptophyta, Magnoliopsida, Arecales, Arecaceae. The record is from RefSeq and is a predicted model, not a curated record.